This is a messenger RNA of Limulus polyphemus (Atlantic horseshoe crab), 8189 nucleotides long. RefSeq lists its product as uncharacterized. Gene Ontology annotation, biological process: regulation of dendrite morphogenesis. The transcript has 22 exons. The record is from RefSeq and is a predicted model, not a curated record. Gene Ontology annotation, molecular function: ubiquitin-protein transferase activity; protein binding. The coding region runs from base 858 to 7067 and encodes 2069 amino acids. NCBI's taxonomy places the organism in Eukaryota, Metazoa, Arthropoda, Merostomata, Xiphosura, Limulidae.
UCGCGAAAAUCACGAGAUAGUUUUUUCACCAAAUCAAGAAGCGCGAGUUUAACAAAAAGGUGUUAGCUUGUUUUGUCGUAAGAACGUACGAAUUAAUUUUAAAAAAGGGGAGAAAUAUGUUUUCUUGUGUUAUACCAGCGAUUGCAUGAAAUAAAUUUACAGUUAUUAAUGAUAAAAUACCUAGCAAAGGUUCUAGUGGAGAAAUGCUCUGUGAAAUUGGAAAAAAAAAGUUUUUAAUAGUUGAAAGUUCGUGAGCUUUAAAAUACGGGCGUAUUUUGUUUACCCUGAAUUUCAACGCUAGAAGACGGAGGGUAUUUCAUAAUGCGAAACAAACAUUGGUACCACUUGGAGGGAAAUUAUGCCGGCAGACUAAUGUAUUAGUAGAACUUAAGUAGCAGUGACUUUCAAAAAACAUAUACACUUAAGUUUUACUAGGAUCGUAUAAUCAGACUAUAAAUUAGUAGAAUCAUGACGUAUCACUCAUUUUGUCUGUUUUAUAAGAAGCGUAGGUAUGCUUUUGAAAAGGAGAAUAAAUGAUACAAAUACUGUAAAAGUGUAAGAGUAUUGAAACGUUUAAUUACAAUUACUUCCCGGUGUGCACGAACAUCGCUGUUGACGUAGUGAAGCUGUCAAUUUUUUUCUGAAAUCUGUGUAAUUGAUUACUGUUUGCUUUGUUCUGAAGAUGAACGUUUAGAAGUUCAUCUGAAUAAGUGCCAAAUUCUGUUUUAUGGUCAAUAAUUCAUGGGAACAUUAUUUCACUUUUGAGAUUUUUUCUCAGGCAGAUCUAGCAUAAACAUCUGAAAGGAACAAAUUUUUUUGUGAAAAUUAUUUGGAUAAUGCCACACUGAUUUACGUUAAUGAUUGCAAGUUCUGACUUCAAUAUGACAAUUGAUUUCUUUGGAAGAGCAUCUUUAGAGCCACUCAAGGUCUCUCUUACAGAUUUGAAAGCAACUAACCUAAGGAGAAGACUAAUCUACAAGUCAGAAGUGCAGGUGUCUCUUCAUCCAGGAAAUGAUGAAGGGACCUUGUCACUACCACAUCACAAACAGAAGUUUCAUUGUUCAAGAUUUGGCAAUACUGUAAAUCCUUCAUGGUCAGGAAAGUUUGAUAUUAUUGCCUUUCCUGUGGAUAAGUUGAAGUUUGAAGUAAAGACACACAGAUUAUGCAGCAGUAGUCACUGUUUUGUUUCAGUACCUUUAUGUGUUUUACUUAAAGAAUUUCACAAUAAGAGCCCUCCUAUUAAUUUUACUUUUGGCCUGACAAAUGUGGAUCAGCUUACUGACUCAGGAGAACUCAGUUUUUCAAUCACUAUAGAAAACUACUCUGUGAUACAGACUGAACAAAAUUUUGGAGAAAAUUUGGCAUAUUGUGAAAUCCAGUGCCUCUCAUCAUCAUCAUCACCAGUUCCAUCAAGACAACAGCCUAUUGUUGCAUCUAAAAAGUUGCCACAGAAUUUUUCAACAAAUAGACAUCAGUAUAUCUCAGAGUCAGCUCCAUCACAAAGUGCAACCUUUGCUUUAUGUGAAGACCUACAUAAUAGGAAAAAUAAUGAGAAUACAACAGUUAGAAAUCUUCAGCCUCAUUGCAUUCGUGAGGAUGAUGAUAACACUGAUGUUGUAGCAACUUUUUCCACUCCUGUAAAAAAUUAUGUAAUUUAUGAUCAAGAAGAUGUCUCAAGAACGUCAAGUUCUGAAUCAUCUACUACUGUUUCUAAUCAAAAGAGCAUCACUCCCUCCUCAAUAGUGACAAAUUCACACUCUGAAAUGGAUAACCAAAAAAUAAGAACCCUGAACAGUUCUAAUAUUAUUUCAUGUAAGUUUCAAAAAGAGACUACAUUUAAAAAUCAAAAAUUAGAGGAAAGGGGGCUCACUUUAUCUUCUAGGAAGUGUAAUCCAAAAAAUAUGCAACUAGUUGAACCAAAUCUAAACCAAAAAGAUUCUGAAGGUGAACAGGAUCUCGCCAUGGUGUUAGCAUCUCCUUCCAAUGAACUACAGAUAUGCACCACAUUUAAUACUGAAAAUAUGAAUAAGUCUUCACCCAUGUCUCAGGAAUUUAGUGAUACAUUGUAUAGUCCAAACAAAUAUUCUGAAAAUCAAAAAUCACACAUCUUUGAUGAAAAUGAUGCCACUGUUCCUAACUUUUCUCUGUCUAAAGAUUUUGACCUUUCUGUUAAGAAUGCAAAAGUUGCAUACCUUAUGGCUAAUACCUUACCUUCUAACAAAUCUGUUUUUGAAAAUUAUCAACCAAAUAAUUGUGAUAUAGUAGUGAAAACUGGUUUUGACUGCCAUUAUAAUUCCAGUAUUGGUGAUACAGCUCCUAGUCAGCAGCCCUAUAACGUUACUGAUGAUAUGUCCAAGGAGAUACAUGAAGGAAAAAAGUCUUCCCAAACCACUGAGGGUGUAUCCAAGGUAGAUCAUGAAUACCAACAUCCCUCUAACUUUACUGGUGGAGUGUCUAGGAUGGAACACAAAAAUCAACACCUUUCUAGUUUCACUAAUGGAGUGUUUGGAAUAGAACAUGAAAACCAACAACUCUGUACUUAUACUGAUGGAGCAUCUGAGAUGGACCAUGCAUAUGAACAUCCUUCUAGCUUAACUAGUGAAGUUUACAAAGUGGAACAUGAAUAUCACCAUUCCUCUGUAUUCAGUGGUGAAGUUUCCAAGGUGGAACAUGACUACCAACAUCUCUCUAACUUCAGUAAUGAAAUUUCUAAGAAAGAACAAGAAUACCAGCAUCUGUAUGGCUCCACUGAUGAAAUGUUAAAGGGGAUCAGUAAAAAAAAGAGGACCCACAAAAUCACUGAUGAAGUGUCCAAGGUGUUGAACAAAGAAAGGAAGCCUUCUGUACUUGCUGAUGGAGUGCCUAAGAAAGUAUAUGAUUAUCAGCAUCCCUCUGACCUCAUUGAUGAAAUGACCAAUGAACACCAGCAUACCUUUUGUGUUACUGAUCCCAAAACUGAUGUUGUGCAUAGAUUUAACCAUCCACCUAGAAUAAUUUAUGAAGCACCAGAGGUGAUAAAUAAAUGCUUGUAUCUCUCAAGCUCAACUAAAGAAGCAUCCAAGGUAAAACACAUAUCCAGUUAUCCCUCUCCUAUUAUUAAUACAAAACACACUGAGGUGGAAGAAGAAAACCAGCAUCUCACUAACUUCACUGAAUAUCAACAUCUCUCAGGUAUUGUUGAUACAGCAACAGGUGUGGAGCUUGAAUCUAGUCACCCAUCUAGCAUUAUUGACAAAGGAUCCACAUUGCUCUAUGAAGACAAGAAGCCCUGUAAUGUCUUUGUUGGAGAACCUAAGGUUGUACAUGCAAAGAAGCCUUCAAGUACCAUAGCUCAGACAUUCAUGCUGCCCAAGGAUCAUCAAAAGCCAUCAUGUGUUUCUGAUUCAACAACCAGUGUGGUACAAGGAUAUCAACAUCCUCUUAGCUUCACCAGUGGUAUGUCCAUGAUGAAAAAUGAAUGUAAUAAUCUUUCAAACACCACUGGUACGACAUUUAGUAUGGGAAUAGAAUAUCAACAGACCUCUAACAUUAUAUUGAAAAAGAAUGAGGAUGUGUCAACUACACCUUUUUGUUCUUUUAACUACUUAGGCAACACAAUGCCCAGUUUAGUAGAUACUGAUAUCAAUUCUUGCGAGUGUCUUGAUACAUCAGUAAAUUUGGAAGGAAAAGAUUAUGGUAGUGAUGUAAAACUUAACUCUCUGAAGAACUGUGAAUACUCUUCAACUAGUGUAGGUGCACCAUCUGCUUCUAUAUGUGAUUCAUUGGAUCUACGUAUAGCAAACAAAAGUACUUGUGGUUUAAUUGAAAGAAACCAUUUUCCUAAAAGCAUUGUAGAAAUACCAACCAUUUAUCAGCAGAAAAAUGUUAGUGACUUUAAUCUGACCACAGUUCAGCAUAAUACUGGCCUGCCUCAUAACAUUACAGAUUCAAAAAAAAGUACAACUUUAAAGGAGUUACAAAAUGGUAAUAACCUUUUGAAAGGCAUUAGUAAAGACAUUGAAUCUGUAAAAGAUUGUAGUGGUCUUUUUACAAACAUUGGUACAAACGCAUCUAAAGCUACUGAAAAUUAUGUUUAUCCAAUAACUGACCUUAGUACUGCUGGCAAUACUAAAUUGGAUGAUGAACACAUUCAUGUGUUAACAGAACAUGCCAAAAGAAAAGACACUAAAAUUUCAACUUACAAUACAAUUCCUAGGGUAUCAAAACCACCAAUAUCCUUUCAACUUGUGUCAGAAGAUGAAUCAAGUAACAUAAUCACCAGUGAAGAAGUAUUACGGUAUCUCAAAAAAACUUCCUGCAGCAACUUUAGUAAUAAUUCUCAAACACUUAGAAAUUUUCCAAGGUCCAUUUCCAAUUUUUCUUCUUCAGCAGAGGAAAAUCUUCAGCAUCCAGUAGUCAUGACUAAUGAAAACUUAAAGCACAAUUCACUGGAGAAAUUACCUCCUUAUUGGGAAAAGAAAGUAGACAACCAUGGGAGGAUUUUCUAUGUUGACCACUUCAACUGUAAAACAACUUGGUUUCCACCAUCAAGUUCUGCUUCAACUGUGGACAUAACUGAAAAAAUAGAACGACAGCAACUAGAUGUUAGAUACAGAAGCUUUAGUAAAUACUUGAGGCAUCAACAAUGUAACCAAAGCGCCUUUCUUCGUGAAACUUCUAGAUCACUAAGUAAGCCUGUAAUGCCUAAAUUACUUCAAUCUCCUGCCCUGAAAUUUAUUUUGCAAACAGACUUUACUGAAGCUCUACAAAUGUUUGAUACUGGAGCUUCUGGAUCCAACAACAGCAUUUCUCUGAGCCAAAAGAUUUCACAAAUAAAACAAGAUCCUAGAAAGUUUGAAAAAUUUCAUUUCGAUUUUGAAUUGGUGAAUUUCAUUAAUACAUUUGUAGACACUGAACUUGAUCUACCAGAUGAAUGGAUUUCAAAUUAUGAUCGAUUUGGGAAGCAAUACUUCUUCAAUAAGACAACUAAAAUAAUAACUAUCAUUGACCCACGGAUUGUCCUGAAAACUUCAGAUAGCAGCUCAUUGAGCAGUGAAAGCUACAACCCACCAUGUUCACCUAGUAGUAGUCAAGUUUCCUGUUUGCCUGAUUAUAACAGUAACCAAAGAGUUGAUCCAUCCAUCUCAAUAAACCAAAAUACUGAUCUUCUCAUCUCUGAUACUAACUGUUCUUCCAAUCCAUCUAUUCUGACAAGAAGAAAAGAGGUUACCAGUCACAGCAUCUUUAAUAGAAACCAUUCUUCCAGUGCCCCCAUGUCUCCAGCUUGGAGUCAAGAUACCAACCAGUGUAUGUCUGACAAUACCCAAAACAUUGAUUCUUUUAAUUCACUUCAGAAAACCAAAGAUACCACCCAGUUACAGUAUUCUGAUUUGAACCAAACUAUCAGAUUGGAGGACUGUUGUAGUAAUUCUUUAGAAAAUGAUGGCAUGUUGGUAAGGAAUAACAGGGGUUCUAGAACAAAUCUUGAGUCAUCAUUGACAUCAAAUAAGUCAACACAAGGAUAUCCUGUCAUUCCACCAUUCCCUGCAACAGCAGAGCCACUAAAUGAACCUUUUGUCACCUCAACAGACAAUCUUUCCUAUAAUGAAAAAGUUGCAAGUUUCUUUUCACAACCCAAUAUCUUAGAAAUUUUGAUGGAGCGUCAUCCACUUCUUAAAGAAGAUUCUGACAUGAAAGCAAAGGUUGAAAGGAUACAUCAUGAGGGCAUAGUUGCCUUGGAUGAAUUGGUUGAUGACAUAGACAUUGCAAUUUUAAUUAGUCUUUUUGAAUAUGAAAUUAUAUUCUACGACCUGGACACUUCAGUACAAACUCUAAGUGAAACACAGCUAUCUGAUGGACCAGAACUUAUAGAAGUCCAGGAGCUGACUAGUCAACUAGUUCAAAGGACUAAGAGGACACCAACAGUUCUUCAGAAACAGGGUUUUGCAGACAAGUUGCAUAGGUUUUACCACAAGCUUCAUCUGAAAGGCUUUGGGCAAGGUUCUGCUGAGCUGAAAUUGGCAAUACAUCGAGAAUAUUUCCUUGGAGAAACUAUCUCUAUUAUAUUAAGUGCAUCAAAAAAAGAACUUCAAAAAAACAGACUGAAUGUUAAUUUCAUAGGUGAAGAAGGGCUUGAUUAUGGAGGACCAUCACGAGAGCUUUUUUACCUUCUUUCCUCUGAGGUAUUUAAUCCCUAUUGUGGACUCUUUGAAUAUGCAGCCAAUGACUGUUACACUGUUCAGAUCAGUCCUAUGUCUGCAUUUGUCGACAAUCAUAUUAAGUUGUUCAGAUUCUGUGGCCGUAUUCUGGGGCUGGCUCUUAUACAUCAGUAUCUGCUUAAUGCUUAUUUCACUCGUCCAUUUUACAAGGCACUGCUUAAGAUACCCUGUUCAAUUGAUGACCUACAGUACAUUGACACAGAAUUCUACCAGUCAAUGAUGUGGAUGAAGGAUAACAACAUCUCUGAGGCCUCUCUUGACCUAACCUUUUCUGUGACUGAAGAAGUUGCUGGAAAGGUUGAAGAACGAGAGUUAAAACCAGGUGGCAGUGGAAUAGUUGUGACUGAGAAAAACAAAAAAGACUACAUAAAACGGAUGGUCAGAUGGCGUUUGCAACGAGGAGUAUCUAAACAAACAGAAGCCCUUGUUGGAGGUUUCCAUGAGAUUUUAGAACCACGUUUUUUGAAGAUGUUUGAUGCACAAGACUUGGAACUUGUGAUUUCUGGCACAAUUGAUGUUGAUAUUGAAGACUGGAAAGCUAACACUGAAUAUCGCUGUGGUUAUGAGAAGGAUCAUCAAGUGGUCCUUUGGUUUUGGGAAGCCAUUGAAAACUUUGACAACCAACAACGUCUACGGGUUCUCCAAUUUGUCACUGGAACUUCAAGACUCCCUUAUGAGGGUUUUGUUGCUUUGAGAGGUAGCAAUGGACCUAAAAAGUUCUGUGUCCAAAAAUGGGGUCAACCAACUGACUUACCAAGGGCACACACGUGUUUCAACCGGCUUGGCCUUCCACCGUAUUUAUCUUUUGAGAUUCUUCAAGAGAAGCUGCUUUUUGCUGUUGAGGAGUGUAGGGUGUUUGGCUUUGAAUAAACUAGAAGAAACUAACGUUCUUGAUUUAAGUCUUUUAGUGCUCUUCUGAGAGUGCUUAUACAUAUGUUUAAAUAAAACAAAACAACAUAAAUAAAGUAAAUUCAGAGAUAGAGUCCCUUCACCUUUCAAACAAAAAAUGAAGUUCAUUUACAACAUUUUGGCCAGAGGCCUAAAUCAGGCAAAUAAAAUAAUAAGAAUCUGUUGACAGGUGAAAGGCACUUUACAUGUGAUUUUAAACGUUUUUUUUCUUUUAUUGAAACAAAAAUGAACAUUCCAUUUUUAAUUAAGACAAUUUACAAUACUGAUUUAUUCUGUACAUAAGAAUUAAAAAAAAAAAUAGAAUGAAGCUAACAUUCUAUUUUCAAAUGAGGAAAGGAUUUAGAUUUUUGAUGCAAUGUGUUUUUUAACAGUUAGCUAUGAAUGUUUAUUUGGAUUUGAUUACAUCUUGAGGAUCGGGUGAUAUAGUUUAUCAUAUUAUAAAGUUUUGUUAUCACUUAUUGUUUAUCAUAGUCCAUAAAAGUUGUACUGUAACCUUGUAAUUUAAUUUGCACAUUUUACGUUUCUUCAUCUUUGUGGAUUUCUAUCUAAAGAUAAUUCACAGUAAUUUACGUGUGUGAUAUUUAUGGGAUACUUUCUGUCCCUUUGGCAACAAUAUUUCUUAUUUUAAUUUUAUACUAUUAAUCGAUGACAAUCAUACUGGUAUAAGAAAUUCCACAAAUAAAAGUGCCUUAAUUGUUUAUGAAUAUCCUGUGUAUUGUUAAUUUGUUAUAAGUAUGAAACAGUGUUGUCUAGUCAAUAUAAAAUUAAGUAACAAUUUCAUUAAAUUUAACAUUGUUACAUUUUAAACAUCCUUCAAAGUUGACUGUUGAUUUUAAAAAAAAUUUAAAUUUCAAGCCAACUAAACCUGAAUUUGUAUCUUUUAAAAAAAGUUUAUUAUUAAGAAAAAUAAAGUAAUAAAGAUUUGAAGUAGGUCACAAGUUUUGAUAUGUUUAAGAUACUGUACGAUUGUUCUAAUUUGUUUCUAGCCAUUUAUUGUCUAGAAAGUUUGACCUUAUAAGUGUGUAUAAAGUGGUAUAUUCUAAUAUUCAGUUUGAAAAUAAAUUUAUGUUUUGAUCUCUCAGA